Messenger RNA from Sesamum indicum (sesame), 2232 nucleotides. RefSeq names its product SKU5 similar 18 (gene SKS18). Gene Ontology annotation, molecular function: oxidoreductase activity; copper ion binding. The record is from RefSeq and is a predicted model, not a curated record. NCBI's taxonomy places the organism in Eukaryota, Viridiplantae, Streptophyta, Magnoliopsida, Lamiales, Pedaliaceae.
ACCCCAUCACUACAUCACAUUUCUUCCCAGGCUUUGGUCAUCUUCAGUUCAAAUUUUUUGCACUUUUGUUGGAGUUUGAAAGCAAUAAUUACAAUGGGUAGCUCCAACACUUUUCUUUUCUUCUGCAUAAUAUUACUGUGUGUAAAUUCCGGGGCGGCAAGAGAAUUGCACUAUGAUUGGACUGUUUCUUUCUCCGAAGCCAUGCCCCUUGGAGUUGACAAGAAGGUGAUUGUGAUCAAUGAUCAAUUUCCAGGGCCACUUUUGAAUGCAACAACAAAUGAUGUGGUGAACAUCAACAUUCACAACAACUUGACUGAAUCAUUCUUGAUGACAUGGAAUGGCGUGCAGAUGAGGAGGAACUCAUGGCAGGAUGGGGUCCAAGAAACCAACUGCCCUAUACUGCCAGGGGAGAACUGGACAUACAGUUUUCAGUUGAAGGAUCAGAUAGGGAGUUACUUCUACUUUCCUUCGCUGUUGUUCCAAAAGGCAGCUGGAGGGUAUGGCCCGAUUCGCGUGAAUAACCGUGCAGUUGUCCCUAUUCCUUUCGCUCAACCUGAUUAUGAGUAUGAUGUACUGAUCGGAGAUUGGUAUAAUGCAGAUUAUCAGCUGUUGAGAUUAGCUUUGGAUGGGGGCAGCGUGCUGCCUUUACCCGAUGGAAUUCUCAUCAACGGCCUUGGACCUAAUCAAGCAACUUUUGAUUUUCAACCUGGAGCUACAUACAGGCUGAGAAUCUCGAAUGUGGGACUGAAAACAGCCUUGAACUUCAGAAUCCAGGACCACCAGAUGCUGCUGGUGGAGACUGAAGGAUCCUACACUGUAAAACACUACUAUGAGAGUCUGGACAUCCAUGUCGGUCAAUCCUACUCGGUCUUAGUUACUGCAAAGAAUCAGACAGAAGGCUCGUCAUUUUACAUGGUGGCUGCAUCCCGUUUCAUCCCUGUGGAGCUCAUAGGAGUUGGCAUUGUUCGAUACUCAGGCUUUCAAGGGAAGCCGCGGGAGCCUUUACCCCCUUUCCUUGCAUCAUAUGAUUAUAAAUACUCUAUAGACCAAGCCCUGUCAAUCAGGUCAGACUUAUCAGUCGGAGCAUCCAGGCCCAAUCCGCAAGGUUCUUACCACUACGGAAGCAUAAAUGUGACAAGAAUGCUCGUUCUGAAGAAUGAUGUGGCCUUCAUCAAUGGACAGAACAGAUACACCGUGAAUGGAGUUUCAUUUCUGCAUCCAGACACGCCAUUAAAGUUAGCAGACUAUUAUAAUCUCAGCAAUGUCUUCGUGCCCGGGAUCAUUCCUGAUGCACCAUCAAACAGUCUGCCUCACCUAGGCGUUUCGGUUAUCGACACUAAGUACCAUGACUACGCGCAUGUGGUUUUCCAGAACCCUUUGUUCUCGCCUCAGACGUGGCAUUCUGAUGGAUUCAACUUCUUCGUUGUCGGCAUGGGGUUGGGCAUAUGGGAUGAGGGGAAGAUGGACACGUACAACAUGGUCGAUGCUAUUUAUCGUUCAACGGUUCAGGUGUAUCCAUUAUCAUGGACUGCAAUCUUGAUAGAGUUAGACAACAUGGGAAUGUGGAACCUGAGAUCACAGGAUGCAGAGAAAUGGUAUAUGGGGCAAGAGGUGUACAUAAGAGUGAAGGGAGUGGAACAAGAUCCUUCCAAGAUCUCUCCAAGGGAUGAAUCUCCUAUCCCUCAAAAUGUCAUCAAAUGUGGGAGAGCCCUUUAAGUUUUCUAAACCUUAUACAGUCAAUUUACUCUCAUUCAGUUAGAACAUAAGAUUUUCAAUUAUGUAGCUUAGGAUUCUCAGUAAUGCUUUCAUCGUUUCAUGUCCAUAGUAAUUUUUUGAACAGCUGAUUGAUUACUUGUUUAUCUUCUACCCCGUCGAAUUGAAUUCAGACUCAGUACUCAGUAUCAGUGGAGUUGUUAUUAUACAUGGCUCUACUGAUUUACUUUUGAGUAGUCAAAAAAAGUUACAAGCUCCACGGUAUAGAUGGUACUAUGAUCAGCUGAAGAAAUGCUAGUUCCCACACUGCUAGCGUACAAGAAAUACGCCCUGGUGUGGUGAACAUAAAACAGUCAUUUGGUGGAUUAUGGUGAACAUGAUCCUUCAGGCAAGUUUUAAGGGGAUGUGAUGAGUGGUAAAUGCUCGCAAACAAAUAUGCGAGAUGGGUGUCCGCCUAAAGCCUGGUUACGACAAUUGGGGCACUCCCUUCUUCACCAGUCUGAUCCCUGUUUGCUUGAA